GUCGGCACGAGCGCAGAUAGCGAGGAACAGCUGCAGAGCCGUUUCACCGAAUUGCGCCGAGGCAGAGGAGCCAGCACGUUCAGCCGUAGACCUUCGCCUCACGACGCGUUAACGAAUUGCGAACAGACAGACGCCAAACAUGGUCGACCGCGAGCAGCUGGUUCAGAAAGCUCGACUAGCUGAGCAGGCAGAGAGGUACGACGAUAUGGCAGCGGCCAUGAAGUCGGUAACGGAGCUGAACGAGGCUUUGUCCAACGAGGAGAGGAAUCUCUUGUCUGUGGCAUACAAGAAUGUCGUAGGUGCCCGUCGUUCUUCUUGGAGGGUCAUCUCCAGUAUUGAACAGAAAACCUCUGCGGACGGAAAUGAGAAGAAGAUAGAGAUGGUGAGGGCCUACCGCGAGAAGAUCGAGAAGGAGCUGGAGGCUGUGUGCCAAGAUGUGCUCAAUCUGCUAGAUAACUUCCUCAUCAAGAACUGCAGCGACACCCAGCAUGAGAGUAAAGUCUUCUACCUGAAAAUGAAGGGAGAUUAUUACCGUUACCUGGCUGAGGUGGCCACAGGCGAGAAGAGGUCCACCGUGGUGGAGUCUUCAGAGAAGGCCUACAACGAGGCUCACGAGAUCAGCAAAGAGCACAUGCAGCCCACUCACCCCAUCCGCUUGGGAUUGGCUCUCAACUACUCUGUGUUCUACUACGAGAUCCAGAAUGCCCCGGAGCAGGCCUGUCACCUUGCCAAGACCGCCUUCGAUGACGCCAUCGCCGAGCUGGACACCCUCAAUGAGGACUCCUACAAAGACUCAACCCUCAUCAUGCAGCUGCUCCGAGACAACUUAACACUGUGGACAAGUGACCAGCAAGACGAUGAGGGUGGGGAGGGCAACAAUUAAAAAGGUAGACGUCUCUCUCUGAAGAAAAGCGAUUUAAAAAAAAUGAAAUGGCUGGUGGACUUUGGCAGCAGCUUUUGCCAUGGUUUCCUCUGCAGCAGCAGUUCUUUAUUUUUCCACGAGUUAAAAAAUAUCAAGGUUGGUUAAAAAGGGGGGGCUGAAGUCUUAGUUUGAAUAUAUACAGAAAUAUAUAUAGCUGAAUGGGCCUCCGUCUUCUUGGUUAUCUUUGACAUUUGCCAAAACCACUGAAAAUGUCAGUCAAUCAGCCAGAAGGGGUCGUUGUUGGUUUGGAAUGGCAGCCUCGCACUGGCAAAUGGACUGAUGUAGUUCAAAGGGAUGCUGCUUAUUUAUGUUUUUGGGGUAGUAGAAAAGCAUUUCAAAAGAAGGUAAGCUGAAAAAAACACUUGAAUGCAACGUAUGCAAAAUAGUCUUAAAUGGUUCCAGUAUUCGUCUGAAAAAAAAUAACGUAGAGCCAAUUUGUUGAUUUUUGCUGGCAGCGGCAGUGAAAUAAAACAAACCUUUACAUGAGAUUUACUGUUAGAUUUACUCUAAUUAUGGGAUCCAUGGAUGCAUCAAAAUGUACAACAGUGAUAAAAAAAAUCUGGCCGUGACGUCAUCGCAUUCUGUCAUCACUGGAACCAUAGACUAUUUUGAAGGUCUGAUGAGAUAAGAGGCAGAGACUUAUCUGUUUAAAAAAAAAGAAAAAAGAAACUAAGAAAAAAUAUUGCAGCUUCAAAGUUUGUGGUUUACUUCUGUGUUUAAUUUAUUUUUGCACUUGCCAACUAUACUGUUUUGUCAGUGUAAGAUAAUUAUGAUGAUACUAUCAAUGAUUCAAUAUUGUGCAUGCUGGUGAUGUAUUUAUACAAUAGCUUGACUUUAUUAACUUAUACCUUGGAUGUUAUGUAUUCCUAUGAUUGAGAAGUAAACAGGCUUCAUAUUGAUUACUUAUAAUUUAUCAUUUUGUUUUUUCGUUUUGAUUUGCUAUACCAAAAUUGUGAUUGUUAACAAUAAAUUGAUCUGUUAUGGGCGUUGCUGUUGUGACAUGAAAUAUGUUUAUUUCUUUAGCUAGACUGAAAACUGAAAAACACUACUGAUCACUUAACUGUGCACGUGUUUUUCUUGGUAAACUAUAAUCAUGACAUUGUUUAACAAUGUUUCCGCUCUCGACAAUAUAUGAGUGCUUUUUCUUGUCAUGUUAUGCACAAUGAAACAUGUAUGGUUUGAACUACAGUGGAGUCGGAAUCAGUGUUUCUGUGACACACUCAGAACAUGGACCAUAAAGUUGUAUUUGGCAGUAUUAUUUUUUUCAUUCAUAUAUUUGUUUUUGUUUCCUUUUUUAACUUUUAGCUGUCUCCUGGGUGACAAAUAUCUUGAAUGUGAAUAAUUAUGUAGCAGUUGCACAAGAGCCAAAAUAAUGACAAACAUGAAAAAAAAGAAAAAAAAUCCACAAAUAAAUAAAGAAAAAUUGAAGCGGUCAUA
This is a messenger RNA of Pygocentrus nattereri (red-bellied piranha), 2359 nucleotides long. RefSeq names its product 3-monooxygenase/tryptophan 5-monooxygenase activation protein, gamma polypeptide 2 (gene ywhag2). Gene Ontology annotation, cellular component: cytoplasm. The transcript has 2 exons. Bases 140 to 883 code for a protein of 247 amino acids. Gene Ontology annotation, molecular function: protein kinase C binding. Gene Ontology annotation, biological process: signal transduction. The record is from RefSeq and is a predicted model, not a curated record. Lineage: Eukaryota; Metazoa; Chordata; Actinopteri; Characiformes; Serrasalmidae.